AUGGCAUCCUCAGCGACCUUUACUACAACCCAGCUGCCCAAAUUCCGCGCUCUUCUCGAAGAAUGGCAGGAAAAACGAGCUCCAGCAACAGGAUUUACCUUGCCACUUUCCGAACUCAGACCAACGACCAAGGACGCGUCGAAGGACGUGAUUGUCGCGUUUCGUACACGCCCUCCUCUUCCGAACGAAGCUGCCGAUAAAUUCCACGCUAAUCUCGAUGCUGAAGACGCGUCUACUGAAACUGUGGAGUUCUGUGCGGGUGUUACUGUCGCCAGCGCAGAACCAGGAAUCUUUGUCGCACACGUGCCAGGGAUGAAGUGGAAUGGACCAACACUCGCUCACAAGACUUACGAAGCCGACCUUGCUUUCGGGCCCGAUGUCAAGAAUGAAGAGGUGUAUCAGCGAACAGUAGCGGUUAACGACCUUCUGUCACUUUCGCUUUCUGGUGGUGUUGCCUGCAUUCUCGCCUAUGGUCAAACAGGCAGUGGCAAGACCUAUACCAUGGAGAGCAUAGAACAUCAUAUCGCCAGGGAUCUCUUUGAUGUUGCGCGCACUGUUGGAAAACGCUUCGUCCAAGCGCAAGGUUCUGAGACCGCAUUGACUCCAGAAGUCGAAAGUGGAGAAAUCUUCGAGUUCAAUGUGACCUUUCUAGAGCUGUUGGGGAAGCACGCUUCGGAUUUACUAGAGACCACCGACAAAUUUGAUGAACAGGGCAACCCCAUUCGCACUGAGAUUGCCGUCCGUGAAGACAAGGUUGGAAAUGUCCGCCCCAAUCUCAUUUCGACCGGCGUUCGCACUUCAGACGACCUCGAAGAACUCAUCAACAAGGCUCUAUCCCAUAGGCGAACAACAGCAACUCUCCGAAAUGCCAAAAGCAGCCGGAGCCACGCUCUACUCACGAUUACAAUCAAGAACACACUCCUCCCUUACGCAGAGGAAGGCCAGCUAAUCCUUGUCGAUCUUGCAGGCAGCGAACGCUACGAGGAUUCGAAGGAGCACGACAAACAACGAAUGGAGGAAGCGCGGGAGAACAAUAAAAGCCUGAUGAACCUCAAAGAAUGUGUUCGCUCAAAAGCCAAGAUGGCAGCAGAAGACGGCUUUGUGCACAUUCCGUGGCGCUCAAAUAAGCUGACUAUGCUACUGAAGCCGAUAUUCGACAUUGAGUCGCGCCAGCCAUCCAAGGCCAUGAUUAUUGCUCAUGUUUCGCCUCAUAUCCAAGAUACUGUGCAUUCUACCAACACCUUGUCUUACGCAGCGCCUUUCUUAACCAUUCCCCCCAAACCUCGUGGGCCUAUGUCCUAUGAUGCAGAAGACCCUCGAACCUGGGAUCAUGGCAAGACCGUCCAAUGGCUCACUACGCAGUUCACCAAGCUCGCAAACAAGAGUCGAUUGGCAGAGUGGAAAGUCAAGGCUAAACAGGCUGAGUUGUCUGGGAAAAGACUAAAGCCUCUUGGUGAAGACGAGCAAAUUGACAUCGGGGUCGACGUACUCGAGAUCUGUCCACCUGGUUCGACCGCAAAAAAUCUCGGCGUCUUGUAUACUCCACAAUUUGUUGAGGCCUGUCUGGCGGCACAAACGGACCAGAAGCUGACAAAAGAUCAGCUCAAGAUGUGGGCAGUGGAUGUCAUUGGUAACCUCUUCUACCUGAUCUUGACCGCGAAGACGCGGAAGCGGACAGAGAUUAUGAAGAGUCGGAAAAAAUUGGUGACAGAUGAUGUGUAUGGGGCAGCUCCUCGAGAGUUGGAUGACGAUGCCGAGAUUCACGAAGCGCAAAUGGUGUUGGGACCGGAGUGGUACGAGACCAUCGACAAUGCGCGGAAGACGGCGAAAGAAAUGGGUGGAGACACCCAUGCGGCGUUGGUCAACACCAGAGCUGGACUUUUGGCCAAGUUUCGUUCACUCAAGGCUCAACAAGAGGCAAAGGCAAAGGAGGCAGUCGACGGACGCGACGAAGAAUAA
Mycena indigotica is the source of this 1959-nucleotide messenger RNA. RefSeq names its product Kinesin-like protein. The coding region runs from base 1 to 1959 and encodes 652 amino acids. Gene Ontology annotation, biological process: microtubule-based movement. NCBI's taxonomy places the organism in Eukaryota, Fungi, Basidiomycota, Agaricomycetes, Agaricales, Mycenaceae. Gene Ontology annotation, cellular component: centrosome; kinesin complex; spindle. Gene Ontology annotation, molecular function: ATP hydrolysis activity; ATP binding; microtubule motor activity. The transcript has 5 exons. The record is from RefSeq and is a predicted model, not a curated record.